GUUGUCGAACCUUACGUUGUCAUUGGGAAUAUAACCUCAAAUAACAACGAGAACAAGGUCCUUGCGUACGUUAUAGAAGAACAAGAACGACUAACAGUUACAGUUCCGGCGUCAUCGUGACCCGUAACAGACGAAGAGGAAAAGACGAGAAGAACUAGAAGAACGGGAUAAAUUCUGCACGCACCAAAACUUUCAAAAAAAAUUAAAUCAAGCAAUCAAAUUUUAUUUUGAUUUAAAAAAAAAUCGUUAAAACGUCAAAAAAAGAUAAAAUGAGUGAUGGAUUUAAACCUUCAAUUGAUGUGCAUCCUUUAAUACGAGCAGGGAGAUGGAGCUUUUUAAUCGCAGGAAUUAUAUACGGCUUUAAUAAGCGCAUAUUAUACUCCCACAUCGAAUCGAAAGCUCGCGAAGAACGUUUAAGGAGAAAAGCUGAAAGAGAUGCUGAACUCGCUGAAGAGCGACGAAAACAAUCCGAAAAGGAUUUAGAGGAAUUAGGAAGGAUGUGUAUACCGGAAAGUUAUCCUCCUCCGUGUCCUCCAGGAACUGUUCGACGUCCGGAUUCGGAUUCGAACGAUUCGGAAAGUGUUAAAACCACAGAAGGAGAUGAACCCGAAAUUGUUAAGAGUAAAGAACCGGAAGAUCGAUGUUAAAUGAAAAUGUUUUAUAAUUUUUAUAUAAUUAAAUGAAGUAUUUUGACCUUUUCCAACGUGGGGUGACUCAUAUAUGGAAA
Onthophagus taurus is the source of this 727-nucleotide messenger RNA. RefSeq lists its product as uncharacterized. Gene Ontology annotation, biological process: proton motive force-driven ATP synthesis. The record is from RefSeq and is a predicted model, not a curated record. NCBI's taxonomy places the organism in Eukaryota, Metazoa, Arthropoda, Insecta, Coleoptera, Scarabaeidae. Gene Ontology annotation, molecular function: proton transmembrane transporter activity.